UUAUAAAUGUAUUCUUAUCUGGGGGUCAAAUUUGUCGUACAAUUCACGAAAAUGGCGAUUACCAGAACUGGACAGUCGCUUACAAAGUGUGCUCCCUGGAUUUCUGUUGUGGUAGUUUUGGUUACCAUUAGUAAUGUAAAUGCGGGAUGCCCAAACGGAUUUCUUCAGCACGAUGAUUCUUGUUACAAAUUUUUCCACUCCACCAAAGCGACCUGGGCAGAGGCCAUGAUGUACUGUCAGCUGUUCAAGUCACAUCUCGCCGUCAUCGAAUCAACAAGAGAGCAAAAUUUCGUUGAGGGGCUCUUCCGUCGAGAGUAUCACAGAGGCCUGCCUGACGGCUGUUGGAUUGAUGGGACGGACUCCCUCGUGGAGGGUGAGUGGGUGUGGACGACGACAGGCAAAACCAUAUCGACAGAGGAUUACCAGAAGUGGUUCCCAGGGAAGCCUGACUCUGGUGGCACCGGAGAGGAUUGUAUGGCACUACUACAACAUGAGAACUACAGUUGGGAUGAUGACAGUUGUGAGACCAUGAACAACUUCCUGUGUGAAACAAGUUCUGAUGCUGGGGGACAGCUGAUUGUGGGAUAAACCAUUCCAGAUCUCAUCCAGUAACAAUGAUCGAUUGUCACAUUAAAGGCUACCCAUUCAUCCAUU
Molecule: messenger RNA, 654 nt
Organism: Ostrea edulis (European flat oyster)
Lineage: Eukaryota; Metazoa; Mollusca; Bivalvia; Ostreida; Ostreidae
Product: perlucin-like
Exons: 5
Coding region: 7-588 (193 amino acids)
Molecular function (GO): signaling receptor activity
Source: RefSeq, a predicted model, not a curated record